UUUGUUGUAGUCCAGAGUAUCGUAACUGCUGGGUUUGGGUAGUGAUUUGUCAUAUUGGCAACCAUUUCUUGAGUGUAAUAAGGUUAAAACUGCCCACUAAAACAUGUAAGUAAAGCAGCUUCUUAGGGAGUGGUAUUCGAUCUUACAUUAAAUCAGUUGAAGUCCUGUUUGGUUGAGGGUGACUUAAUUUUAUUUUUAAAGAAAUGAAGUUAUGCUUUUUGAAGCUUUGUAGUUAACUUGGGUGUAAAAUACUGCAUAGGCUUUGCUGGAAAGGGUACAAAUCUGUGUUGAUAUAUUUGGAAAACAGUUAUGUGUACUGGUGUCUCUAUAGAAACUGAAGUAAAGUGCUAUAAUUACUUUAUAUGGGCUUCUGCGUUUCUGCUGGGGCAGUUAUGUCUUCGGAGCAGACUGGGUUCAGCCCUGGUGGUGAAAGGCUUCACACUGUUAAACCUUUAAACUUUGUAGCUGCUUGAGAGGGAAGAAAAUAGAAGUUCAGCAUGUUCUCUGUGUGUGUGUGUGUGUGUGUCUGUGUGUGUGUGCGUGUCUGUGUGCGCAUGCGUGUGCGAGAGAGUGAAAGCUGUGCAGGCUGUUCAGCUGGGGCAGUCGGGGAAGUGACGUCCUGUAUUAUUUGUCGUUCUAGAAAGAGCGGAGGCACGUACUGUAGAUGGGAGGACUCUAAAGAAGGCUGUCUCUUGUCCACAUCUCUACGUUGCUAAGACACUGGACACUGCUUUCUUUAUAGCAAGGAAAAUCUGAAUUCCUCCAACACUCAGGAUGGGGAAGGAUUAUUAUUCUAUCCUGGGAAUUGAAAAAGGGGCUUCUGAAGAGGAUAUCAAAAAGGCUUACAGAAAGCAAGCGCUUAAAUGGCAUCCAGAUAAGAACAAAUCUCCCCAUGCAGAGGAAAAAUUCAAAGAGGUUGCAGAAGCUUACGAAGUGCUGAGUGAUCCCAAAAAGAGAGACAUUUAUGAUCAGUUUGGGGAGGAAGGUCUGAAAGGAGGAGCUGGAGGACCUGAUGGACAGGGUGGUACCUUUCGGUACUCCUUUCAUGGUGACCCACAUGCUACAUUUGCAGCUUUCUUUGGUGGCACAAAUCCUUUUGAGAUCUUCUUUGGAAGGAGGAUGCCGGGUGGCAGAGACACUGAAGACAUGGAGGUGGAUGGUGAUCCAUUCGGAUCCUUCACUAGUUUUAGUAUGAAUGGUUUUCCAAGGGAAAGGAAUACAGUUGGCAGCCAAUUACGCCGUAAACAAGAUCCCCCUGUAAUCCAUGAACUUAAAGUGUCAUUGGAAGAGAUCUAUCAUGGCUGCACAAAAAGGAUGAGGAUUUCACGUAAAAGGCUUAACCCAGAUGGUAGAAGUGUCCGAACAGAGGACAAAAUUCUUACUAUUGAGAUUAAAAGGGGAUGGAAAGAAGGCACCAAAAUCACUUUUCCAAAAGAAGGUGAUGAAACACCCAACACAAUUCCAGCUGAUAUUGUUUUUAUCAUUAAAGAUAAACCUCACUCUUACUUCAAGAGAGAUGGAUCAAAUAUUAUCUAUCCUGUAAAGAUCAGUUUAAGGGAGGCUUUGUGUGGCAGCUCUAUGCACGUGCCAACUAUAGAAGGAAGAACCAUACCCAUGACAAUAAACGAAGUUGUAAAGCCUGGGAUGAGAAGAAGAAUUAUAGGAUAUGGUUUGCCGUUUCCCAAAAAUCCUGACCAAUGCGGAGACUUAAUUAUAGAGUUCGAAGUAAUUUUCCCAGAUAACAUUUCUCCAGCAUCAAAAGAAGUACUUAGGCGAAAUCUUCCGGUUUCAUAAAACGAAGACUGUGUAUAUCAACUGUUUAAAUAGGACACUGGAAAUGCAGAAGACUGGCAAGUCUGUGCUUUAAAAGUGCAAUCUGUAACAACUAGUGGAAUAUUUGGGGUUUUUUUGUUUUGUGGGAUGGGUGGGGGGAAAUACUGUAAUGCUGCAUGAGAAGACAAGGGUUAAAUACAAGUCAUACAGGUGACUUCUGCAGUAAAAUUUACAGGGAAAACCACUCAUUUUAUUUUACAUCAGAAAAGUUUAUUCAUUAUUUUGCCUAAUGUAAAAUGUAGUCAGUUUUUACAAAGUGCAUAUUUCUGAUACAGUAAGAUAUACUACUUAUAUCCCUACGCUAUCUAUAACAUUACCCAUUUAUACAAAAAUUGGAGAUGAUAGUAGAAAUACAAAAAUGUAUAGAUAUUUUGAAGAGCAAACAUGAUACCAUUUUGGUAUGUUGCCUUCCACUGCACAAAGCAUAGGCUGGGAAAAUCAGCUUGGACUCCUGAACCAUACCCCAGUGGAAUGAAAGCAUUUUGUUUAUCGCCCCAGAAUGUGAGGACUGCAUUGCGAGACUAGUGAAGGGCAGUUGUGGCUUGAGGAGCAAGAGUAGCCAUUUGCUAUGGGAGAGUUCCUCAGCCUUCGGGCAGAACAGCAAGAAGGGGUUCUGCAAGUACAUGAACAGCAAAUGGUGGGCCUCCUGUUGAAUAGGGCAGGGAAGCUGGUGACAAAUGACAUGGAGAACUCUGCCUUCUUUGCAUCAGUCUCUCCCAGUAAAAGAAGCCUUCAGGAAUUCCAGGCCCCUGAGACCUAAGAGGGAGGUCUUGGAACCUCAGUGGUAUCAGGGUGCACUUAAGCUGGAAGUCCAUGGGCCUGACAGGUUGCACCCUUAAGUGUUGAGGGAGAUGGCUAAUGCCUUUGCAAGGCCACUCUUAAUUAUCUUUGAAUGGUCAUGGAGAUUGGAAGAUGUGCUGGUAGACUGGAAGAGUAUAAAUAUCACUUGUAAAUAAGAAGGAAAAUUUAGAGAGCUACAGGCUAGUCAGCUUCAUGUCAAUCCUUGGGAAGGGUUUGGAGAAAAUCCUCCUGGAAAGCAUUUCCAAAUACAUGGGGGACAAGAAGGUGAUCAGGAGUAGUCAGCAUAGGUUUACAAAGGCGAAAUCGUGCUUGACCAAGCUCAUUGCCUUCUACAGUGAGGUGACUAGCUUUGUGGAUGACAGGAGAACAGUCCACAUUGUUUACCUUGGCUUUAGUAGACAGACUGAUAAAGUACAGGUUAGAUAAGUGGAAAGUGAGCUGGAUUAAAAACUGGCCAAAUGAGUGGCACAGGGGGGUAUAAUCAGUGGCAGAAAGUCCAGUUGGAGGCAAGUCAGUAGUGGCGUACCUGAUGGCUCAAUACUGGGGCCAGUACUAUUCAACAUCUUCAUUAAUGACCUGGAUUAUGGGAUGGAGUGCAUCCUCAGCAAGUUUACAAGUCACAUAAAAUUGGGAGGAGUGGCUAGUAACACCAGAUGAUAUACUGCCUUUCAAAGGGACCUCAACAGGCUGGAGAACUGGGCAGAGGAUUCUCACAAAGUUCAACAAGGAGGGGAAUGCAGAGUCUUGCUUCCUGAGGAACAACCCAAGGCACUAGUACACCCUGGGAGCUGACUGGCUGGAAAGCAGCUUUGCUGAGAUAGACCUUGGGGUCCUGGUGGGCAACAAAUUAACCAUGAGCCAGCAAUGCACCCUUGUGGCAACAAAGGCCAAAGCUUUACUAGCAGUCUGAGGGAGAUGAUCCUUCCUCUCUUCUCUCGGCCCUGAUGAGGAUGCAUCUGGAGUACUGUGUCCAGUUCUGUGCUCCCCGGUACAAUAAAGACAAUGUUUUACUGGAGCGGGUCUAGCACAGGGCCAUGUAUGAGAGGCUGAGAGAGCUGGAGCUCCUCAGCCUGGGAAAGAAAAGGCUGGGGGGGACCUUAGUGCGGCAUGUAAACAUCUGGUGGGGGGAGUGAAGGUGGUGGGGUCAGGCUCCUCUCAGUAACUGUCAGUGACAGGGCUCAGAGGCAGUAGACACAAGUUAAAAUGCAGGGGAUUCCAUCUGAACACAAGGAAACGCCUUUUUACCGUGAGGGUGGUCAAACACUGGAAAAGGUUGCCCAGAGAGGUUGAGGAGUCACUAUCCUUAGAGAUAUUCAAAACCUGACUGGACAUAGUCCUGGACAGUCUGCUCUAGCUGACCAUGCUUGAGCGGGGGUGUUGGACUACAUGAUUGCAAGAGGUCCUUUCCAACCGAGAUGAUUCUGUGAACUUGGAUGUAGCACUUUUCAUGAGACAGUGCUAUGGCCGCAUUCUGCAAAUGAGGCUUAGGCCAAAGAUGGACGGUACUGAUGUGACAGCUUGAAUCCCUAGGGAGUAGGUCUGUGCUUGAGUGGAAAGAUGCACAAAGAACACUGUAAAAGCAUUUGGCUAGUUCAGGUAUUUAAAGAUCAUGCUGAUCUCAAGUAUUCAUUAUUUUCAAAGACUGACCUUUACUCCCAGGAAGAGGAAGGAAGAGCCUAGGUCCUAGCUAAAGGAAAGUUUGCUUAAGAUACAAAGUGGGAUAGGGGUUGCCCAUAAACUUUUGUAUUCUUGAAUUGAGUCUUUUGAAUACAAAUACGAGUUACUGGUCUUUAGAGGUAAAAGGUGCAUAGGAGAAUGGAGAGCCCUCUGUAAUAGUCUAGUUUUAUAAUACAGUAAUAGGGCUGGUUCCCUUGAUUGCGGCAUGGUUUUGGUGAAAGAAAUGCCUUGCAGGUGUGCUUUAUCACUUGAGUUUAAAACCAUAAUACAGUGCUUUAACAACACUUUCAAAGGUUUUUGUUUGUUUGUUUUUGUUUUUUUAGUAAGAAAAUAUGUAAGAUUUGCUGUCAGCCUUUUGCCUGUGGAAAUUUAGUAGUUACCUGCUCUGUUAGGUAGCUUAAGAAAUAGCAGUGUUAUCUUCAUAUAUGUGAUUUUCUGCAGGAAAGUUAAUCCUAUGGAAGUUGGGAUUUAAUUUACAAUAACUUUUUAAUGAGCACAAGAAGAAUCCCAUUCUAUUACACAAAGGAAUAGAACUUCUGGGAGAUGCUGCUUGAGGCAGUUUUUCAGCUGCUGAUCUCUUCAUACAGUGUCAGUUGGUUGUAGUCCCUAAAUCUACAAGGGACUAAACAAUUGCUGGAGCAGUAUCACAAAAAAAAAUUUGCUGCUUAGUGCUUACACAUAUCAUUAUACUACAUAUUGUUUGUUCAAAAAAUUCCCAUUUCAGUAUGUUCCAUAUUGCAUUUCUUACGUGGUUUUUAAGUAAAAAGUGUAAAGUUGGUUUUUAACUUUCUCUUAUAUUUUGUUAUGACAGCAGAUGCUAUAAGCUACAUGACUUUAAAAGCAUAUCAUCCUAAAAUACCUGUUUGUUAGUUUAAAAGCUAAUAGAAUUGAGCAUUUUGUAAUCCAAGAUCUUGUAACCAUAGUCCAACUUGUAAAAAAAAGUUACAGCAGCUAGGACUAUUUUUUGUAACCACCUUCAGGUAAGAGUAGUAGUGUUAAAUUGAAGAAUUGCAGUAUCUUGUGUAUUUAGAGGUAUAUAUAAAUAUAUAUAUAUAUGUAUAGCAACCUAAACUUUUCCAACUGUUUUCUUGCUCAAAAUACAGAACUAUAGGACUGGUAUGAAAUGCUUGUAUUUCUUUUCUUAUGGAGAGAUAACAAAUUAUAUGUUUCAGAAAAUAGGGUGUGGAAUUACUUCAAAAGUAUGAGAGGGAGCAUUAAUAUCUAUCUAAUCCAGGAUUCACAAAAAUUAAUAUUUUUCUAAUCAAAGACUGUGCUUAAAAGCUAUGUUUUAAAACUCACUUGAUUAUUUAAUAAAGGCUACUUGGGAGAAGGCGGCAAAUACUUAGUCACCUACUAUAUCCUUAACUGCUGAAAUACAUGGAAAUAAAAUGGACAUUCAUGAAGCUGGGACAAGAAGGAUGUUUUGAUCUGAAGGUUGCUUGGGUGCCAUAAAAAGUAAAGGUCAUUUGGUUAUUUUGGAGGAGUUCAUUCAGCAAGUCUAUGGAAACUUUUUUAAUCUACCAAACAUCAAGCUUUAACAUAACCUCAAGCUUCUGGAAGAGUAGGGCAAGCGACAUUACAACCAUUUCUCCUUUCUGCCAUGCAGUGGUACUCUGUGAUUGCUCCAGAGUGGGCUUGUUGACAUCAUGAGGAUAUUAGUAUUCCACUCUUCCACUGAGCGUUUUUUUGUAUUAUCUGUGCUGAAAACUUGUUGAAGCCUAUUUGUGGUGUGUUGAACAGAUGUUAGGGUUUUGGGUUGGUUUUGAGUCCUGACCUGUUUACUUUGUUACAGAAGUAACAGACUGUCAAACUGCGGUUGGGUCUGCAAUGUUCCUGCCACCUUCAUCUUGUAACUUUGUGUGUACUCACUUCCAUUUGCCUGUCAUAGGGUGGAAGCUUUCUCCUCAUUUUUAUGUCCUCUUCUAGUGUUCACCCCUAUUUUCAAUAUGACCUUCAGUCCAAACCCAGCAAACAGUGCUGAAGAUGAGCAAUAUGUAUUAUGAUGGUCAAAUGAGAUUAUCAGUGUUCUAAUUCUCAGAUGUGAUAGUUGUAGUAUUUUUAGUAACUGUUCAAAACAGUGUCCAUGUCCGAUUCUCAAAAAUCCAAGUGUAGGGAGGAGACAUCCAUCAGAAUGAUGUACAGUGCAGUAAAUGAAUCAAGCUCUUGGACUGGUUGUACCUGCAAUGCUAAAGGGCCAAAGCAUGGAUGAAGAAAAGGUCUGUAGCUGGCUUGGUUUUAAAGACCCUGGUUGAACUGUGCAGAGGUGUCAGUGUGCUGUAAAAUUCUCAACCUUGCACAGUUUUGCUUAGAGACUGGAGGAGACAAUUGUUGUGACUGGAUAAUCUGCUAUUAGUUGUGCAUUUUUUUGUUUUGGUUUUUUUUUUGGAGGGCCUGUUCCAAAAUAUAUCACCAGCCUGGUAAGAGAGUUGUAUUUGGCGGAGAAUCAGUUCUACUUGUUGGUAAGUGCCACUAGCCCUAUGUUUGCAUAAACUAAACUUCCCAUAUUAACGAGUCAUGCCGUGUGUGAAUUUUUUUUUUUUGAGACAUACUGGCUGGCAGUUAGUUUUUGCUGAGAGAGGAAAACAACAGUGUUUUCCAAACCCUAUUUUCCUUGGCCUUUAGUUAAGACAUGUUUACAUCUCUUUUUUUUAUUCUUAGCCUAUAAUCCUUGAAUCUUUCAAAAUAUUUUAGUCCUAGAAAACCCCCCAAAUCUGUAAGCCCUUAAGAUGCUUUUGUCACUCCCCAAUGACUUGGUCUCACUAAUGUGAUGAUGCAGUCUUAAAAUGUGAUUCUAGCAACUGUAUAUCUGGGGUGCCACUGAGCUAAAGGAGUGAAGUCCAUAGCCUUUGUAAGGGCUUUGCUUUGUUCAUGGGCAACUGACUGAUUUUAAAAAGUGCUAGGCUGGUUAAUCGUAAUGUCUCUCAGCCUGUCAUUACAGACUGUUAUUUCCCUGCUUUUAGGCACUUUCAUACUUGAUGAUGACCUGUGUGUCUGGCUGACAGGAUUAUCCAGUAGCAAGUACUUCAUUGAUAGGGGGUUGAGAGAAUGGUGUGUGUGACUGAAUGGUGCCUGUAGUAUCAGAUGGCAGAAAGUGUGGAAUGCACAACGGAAGGGAAAGACACUAAACUCGGAUGCUUGUGGAGAAGAACAGAAGUAUGUGUAUGAAGAUCGCGUCAGUCUUGCAUUUGAAGAGCACUCCCUGCCAGAUCCAGAGUCGCUUCCCCUGAUUUCAAUGGUAUCAGUCCCACAGGGAUCCACUUACAGAGCUCCAAGUUGGAGUGAUCAUGGCAGCUCUUGUAUUGUACUGGCCCCCUGUAUUAGAUUAUAUAGUUGGUGAAGCAUCCAGAGGUGACUGGACAACUGACUGACUUCAAUUCAUGAGCUGUAAAACAACUAAAUGCAAUCCCUUUCUUUCUAGCAUGCACAUCUUACGUGCUAGCCUGACUCACUGGAAACAUACAUUGUGGGUAGAAUAGGUUUUACCCCACCAGUGAAAUUUGCUAUGAUUCAGGGUGAAAUUCUGUGCACUUAAGUUCAUAUGUUAGACCUAAGAAAUACUGGGCAUGGACAUGCUACUGUAAAUAUUAAGAGACAAUUUUCCAGUCAGUAAAUGCUAGUCUUCCUUUGCAGCUGACAUUAAUCGCUCUUGCUAUAUUGCUUACUGAACAAAUCCUAUAGACCCAGGGUAUUUAUAUGUGCACUUACUGCUUGGCAUGCAAGCUGGGCAAACGGCAGUGCUAAUCUCAUGAAGUACAGAAUCGCAGCUCUUCAUUUGUCACAUAGCUCAGCAAUGGACUGUUGGAUGGCAUGAUUUGCUUCCUUCAGGCUCCUCCAAUUAAUUGUUCUAGUAUUUAGAGUGAAAGUUGAGGUCUACUGUUGCUCCCCUUGGGUCUAGAAGGUGUAACUGUCCUGUGCUUGUUUUGUUCCCCUGGAGUUCCUGGCUUACCCAAGGGAAGAGCUAUACAACAACAAUCUUGUUAGUCAUGCCUGGUUGCUUUAUCAAGGACAACUGAUCACCUUCACACUCCUGCUGCCCUACAUAAUUAGAAAAACAAAAUCCCUACCCAGCCAGCUCCUGUAAUACCGUAUAGCAUUUCCCUGAAUAAGUACUUUAUGUCACGCUCAAAAAAAGUGUCUUGACUCCUUGUGUUUAUAUCCAAAGAAAGGUUGAUAAACUGGGUUCGUUGAGAAGCAGCCCUUGCCAGAAAAGCUGUGACCGCGUGUAACAAGGACCUAGAACCUGAGAGCAAUCCAGGAAAACCAUGUAUCUUUAUUUUCCUCGUAUGCUAGCAAACAGAUUUUAAAAGAAAUAGGAAGCAGGAUAAAAUUCCCUGGCAUCCCCUUUUGCCCCCUAACAAGUCACAAUUCCAAACCUGAAGUCACUGUUUGAACUCCUGUCUUAAUGAGGAAAUACAAUCUUACUGAACGGCCUUGUUCUGCAGUAUGCUCUGAUGGCUUUAAAAAAAUAGUUUUAACAUUACUUAUGAGUAGGAAAUGUCAAUUUUAUUUUUAUCAACAUUCUUUUGUUUAGAUAGCUUAUAUAAAUUUUAUGCUAUGGUUGAUAUUUAUAAACACCAGCUAUGUUUCUUCUCAGUCUUAUUUUCAUUAGACCAAACAAGAUAAGGUCAUGAAAUAUCUUAAAAGCAGCUCUUUAUUCUCUGGUCAUACCAGUAAUUCUUUUAAGCAGUUGCUUCAUUUGGAACAUGAGUGACCAGAAGGGUAUGAUACGCAGCGGGUAAGAACUGCCUACAUCACAGGCAGGUAUUUUCUGUGUGGUGUAAACAAUAUGGUACUGAUAUACAAUAUAUAUGGACAGUUUGCAGUAUAGCACUGUGGCAUUUCACGUCCAGUAACAUGACUCUGUUCUAUGCCACAUACUUUCUCCACAAACUUUAUGGCUGUUGCAUGCCACGAUUCUCACAUCCUAAGUACCAUGGCUGAGAAACUGAAGACUGGGAUAAGCUGCAGCAUGCAAAAUACCCACAGGAUAAAAGAACUGAAACCCAUUUUUCUUCUUUUUUUUUUUUUUUGUGGUACAUGGUUUAUUUUCCUUCUAAUUAUUAAUGUUUUUAUUUAAAUGGUUAACUCUCCAACAAUGUCAAUUACAAAAAGUUAAAUUUAAGUAAUUUUUGGGUCCUAACUAUCCUGAAUUGCUGGAGGCUUAUUUGGAUUAAUGAUCUAGUUUUGAUGUGCGCUAAUUAAUGUUGGCAGAUAUUUCCCUGGAGGUUAAACAUUUCCCUGGAGGUUAAACAUUCAAGGAAUUCUGAGAGCAGUACUGGUUGUAGUUGGAGACAGUGUCUUGUGUCCAUUACAGGCUUUUAUUCUUGGGGGGUUCUCAUCAGUCUGACGCAUUUCUAGCUCUACGGAUCACUCAGUCAACGCUAUGUUAUGCUGGUUAAAUCUAAAUGGUUGAAACUGCUAAUACACGAUCAGAGCAAUAUUAAUAAAUAGCACUUGCAACUUAGCAAAAAAUAGAUACCCGUAGCAGUAAUGGACAGGUGAAGCUGGGUGUUGAACACUGCUUCCCUGUUUCUUGCCAGAGCUGGGGGCUGCUCUGACACUUCCAUGUAGAUGCUGCUGUAGGCUGGGCUUUCGAGAAUAACUUGGCAUUUGUGAAAUGUUAUCUUCCUCUGAUUUAAAUGACAACAAAAAGAUUUAUAUUCAUCUGUUACAUCAUGUAAAUAAUGAUAGCGCGUGCACGCUCCAUACUGCUUGUAUUAAACAGUACGAUGUAAUCUUCAGUUUGUUGGGUCA
Molecule: messenger RNA, 10065 nt
Organism: Phalacrocorax carbo (great cormorant)
Lineage: Eukaryota; Metazoa; Chordata; Aves; Suliformes; Phalacrocoracidae
Source: RefSeq, a predicted model, not a curated record